Molecule: messenger RNA, 3912 nt
Organism: Oncorhynchus tshawytscha (Chinook salmon)
Lineage: Eukaryota; Metazoa; Chordata; Actinopteri; Salmoniformes; Salmonidae
Gene: grhl2b
Product: grainyhead-like transcription factor 2b
Exons: 16
Coding region: 356-2236 (626 amino acids)
Biological process (GO): neural tube development; regulation of transcription by RNA polymerase II; brain development
Cellular component (GO): nucleus
Molecular function (GO): RNA polymerase II cis-regulatory region sequence-specific DNA binding; DNA-binding transcription activator activity, RNA polymerase II-specific
Source: RefSeq, a predicted model, not a curated record
ACUGAAAGAAUUCCAACAAAGUUGACUCAUUCCUAUUUAGCAAAGCGAGGUAAAUAUAGUUUUUUUUUAUAACGAGGAUUUAUUAUUCCUUUCAUGUACUGACUAUUGUAUAGGAGAUCAUUGAUUAGCUUCUCUGUAUUGGCACAAAGCACACAGAGGUGCAGCAGCGUCCAGUGAAGCCUAACUGCCUGGUAGAAAGGAAGGGACUGUCUGUGUGAAACAAGCAGGGUAGGAAAAGUCGACUUACCUGUAACCCAGGUUCUGGCAUCCCUCACCAACUCUGCCUCACUCUAGUAGUACCUGCUCCGACUUGAAAGUCCAGUUUCACAAGGAAGAAUCGUGGAGGAAGAAAAAUAUGUCACAGGAGACGGACAAUAAGCGGCUGGUGGUGGUGGUACCCAAUGAGACGUCCUUCCAAGGGCGGCGUGCAUACACCAGCGAGGAUGAGGCAUGGCGGUCCUACUUGGAGAACCCUCUGACUGCAGCCACUAAGGCCAUGAUGAGCAUCAAUGGAGACGAGGACUCUGCUGCAGCUCUGGGACUGCUCUACGACUAUUACAAGGUUCCUAAAGAAAAGAGACUGUUGCCCAUCGCCAAAGUGGUUGAAAUUUCAGAGGACCAGGAAAAGAGGGGAGGCUCGGGGACCAGCAUCAACGGCCAGCAGGGUGACAACAUAGAGAUGGUGGACAACCGAGUCCAGGUGCUGAAGUCUGUCCCGGUCAACCUGUCCCUCAACACUGACCACCUGGACAAGAGAGUCAACAUGUCCCUCAACACUGACCACUUGGACAAGAGGGAGGAGUACGGGGCGGGGACAGGUGAUGGACCUGGGGCUAUUGCCUUGGUGAAGGCAGAGAUGUAUGCCCCGGUGUUCAUGGGUCCUGGGGUUGGGACGGGGGUGCACUACCGAGUAGAGGGCGAGGAGCAGGAGUCAAGGGUCGUCUAUGAACAGAUGAGUCCGUAUGUAUCCGAUGUGUCAACAGUUAGUCACGGAGGAUACGUUAAGGAGGACCAGCGCAGCACGCCUGAUGACAGCCCGUAUGAAGAGGAGAGCGAUGUGAAAUACCACACAACCAAGUCUAUAGCACAGGAAGAGUUUAUCUUCGACCAACAAGUAGUGGAUACGUUUCAGUACAAGCUGGAAGCCACCAGGUCACUGCGUGUGAAGCAGGGGGAGGGGCCCAUGACGUACCUGAACAAGGGCCAGUUCUACGCUGUGACGCUCAGCGAGCUGGGAGCUAACAAACGCCUGAGACAUCCAAUCAGCAAAGUCAGGAGUGUCAUCAUGGUGGUGUUCAGUGAAGACAAGAACAGAGACGAACAGCUGAAGUACUGGAAGUACUGGCACUCCCGCCAACACACUGCUAAACAGAGAGUACUAGACAUAGCGGACUAUAAGGAGAGCUUCAACACCAUCGGUAACAUUGAGGAGAUAGCCUACAACGCUGUCUCCUUCACCUGGGAUGUGAACGAAGAGGCCAAGAUCUUUAUCACAGUGAACUGUCUAAGUACAGACUUCUCGUCUCAGAAGGGGGUGAAGGGUCUUCCUCUGAUGAUCCAGAUUGACACAUACAGUUACAACAACCGCAGCAACAAGCCACUCCACAGAGCCUACUCUCAGAUCAAGGUCUUCUGUGACAAGGGAGCUGAGAGGAAGAUCAGAGAUGAGGAAAGGAAACAGAACCGCAGGAAGACUAAAGGUAAGGAUGGAGGGCUAGGGGUGAUAACUCUCCCUAAGAAGCCUGACACCACCUACUUCAAGACCAUGACUGACUUGGAGGCCCAGCCUGUACUCUUCAUCCCUGAUGUCCACUUUGGAAACCUGCAGAGGGCUGGACAGGUAUUUGCCUUUAACACAGAAGAAAUUGAGAGAGGAGGGAGUGUGUUGGUUAAGAGGAUGUUCAGACCGUCAGAGGAUGACCUCUCACCUCCUUCCCACAAACAGAUCAAAGAGGAAACACACAAGAGAGUCCUGCUGUAUGUGAGGAAGGAGUCGGAUGAGGUGUUUGAUGCUCUGAUGCUCAAGUCUCCAACCCUGAGAGGCCUGAUGGAAGCAAUAUCAGAGAAGUAUGGAGUUCCCACUGAGAGGAUAGCCAAGAUGUACAAGAAAAGCAAAAAAGGGAUCCUGGUGAACAUGGACGACAACAUCAUAGAGCAUUACUCUAAUGAAGACACCUUCAUCCUGAGCAUAGAGAGCUACGCUGACGCCUACAAGGUCACACUCACCGAAAUAUGAUGUCUGAAGGACUCAGUCUAGGGCCGGGGGGGACAGUACAGAGGGACAGGACGGUACAGGAGGACAGGACCGUACAGGAGGACAGGACAGUACAGGAGGACAGGACAGUACAGGAGGACUGAGUGUAGGGUCGGAGGGACGGGACAGUACAGGAGGACUGAGUGUAGGGUCGGGGGGACAGGACAGUACAGGAGGACUGAGUGUGGGGCCGGGGGACAGGACAGUACAGGAGGACUGAGUGUAGGGUCGGGGGACAGGACAGUACAGGAGGACUGAGUGUAGGGUCGGGGGGACAGGACAGUACAGGAGGACUGAGUGUAGGGUCGGGGGACAGGACAGUACAGGAGGACUAAGUGUAGGGUCGGGGGGACAGGACAGUACAGGAGGACUAAGUGUAGGGUCGGGGGAAAUAGGACAGUACAGGAGGACUUAGUGUAGGGUCGGGGGGACAGGACAGUACAGGAGGACUGAGUGUGGGGCCGAUGAGGGACCGGGACCAGAUGCACCGGUUCCAAUCCAAGCGCCAAUGCCGUUUAGCAAACUCCAGGCGUUUACAUUUGUUGGAUGACAUGAAAAUAGAGCUCUUUGGCCAGACUUCGAAAUGAGAAUGUAUGAGCAGAAAAUAACCUCAUACCUACUGGAAAGUAUGGUGGUGGAUCUUUGAUGUUUAGGGGCUAUUUGCCUUCCACUGGUCCUGGAGCCCUUGUUAAGGUCAACAGCAUCAUGAACUUUACCCAGUACAAGGACAUUUUAGCCAAAAAACCUGGUUGCCUCUGUCAGGAGGCUGAAACUUGGCCGCAAGAGGAUCUUCCAGCAAGACAAAAACCUCAAGCUCACAAAAUACACAAAGAAAUUGUUAAUUGGCCACAAAAUCAACAGCAAUGGACAUCUUAGUCUCCAGACUUGAAACCCACUGAAAACCUGUGGUUUGAUUUGAAGGGGGCCGUCCAUAAACCCAGUCAAACGAUAUCAAGGAUCUGGAAGGAUUCUCUAAAGAGGAAUGGUCUCAGAUCCCUCCCAAUGUGUUCUCCAACAUAAAACAUUUUAGAAAAAGGCUCAGGGCUGUUAUCCUCACAAGGCGAGGUAUUGAAAGCAAGCUCUAGCCAGAGGCGACAUACAGACAGAGUACACAACACUACAGACAUAGUACUCAACACUACAGACAUAGUACUCAACACUACAGACAUAGUACUCAACAGAGUACACAACCCUACAGACAGAGUACACAACUCUACAGACAGAGCACUCAACCCUACAGACAGAGUACUCAACACCACAGUCAGAGUACUCAACACUACAGACAGAUGGAAUAUGAACCGAUCUCUUUACAGCCUACAUGAUAUAGUUAUAGUGUGUUAGUCCCUCAAUGGAACAGGUUAACAUGUAGAAUCCUUGGAUCCUGAGUGUAGGGAUGUUUUAUCUGUUACUUAAACCUGUCAGACCCCAAUCUAAUGAGCUUUAACUGUCAAUAUAAUUAUUUUGCUAUUGUAUGUUGAGCAUGUAUAGUUUUACAUGGUUUUGCGAAAUGACCAUGGCUAGUUGAUAAAAGGGGUAUUUACAUUUACAUGUUAGUCAUUUAGCAGAUGCUCUUAUCCAGAGAGACUUAGAGUUAAUGCUUUUUUACACCAUUUUAAAGAUACACUUCUCGUUAAUCCAACCACAGUGUCCGAUUUCAA